CCUCUCACAUGACAGGCAGGGCAAUGCGGAAAAGACCCGGGGGCCAAGAAAGAGCGCGGAUACCUGGCCCCGUUUGCGAGCUGAAGAAGUGCGGCCCGAAGUUCCUCGCGGUGGGGGCCUCGCCUUAACUCCUCCCCCGCCGCCCCCCCCCACAGGUUUGGAAAGCCGCCGCGACUUGGAGACGCCUUUCCUGCAAGCUGCGCGGCUUCGCUGCCCGACGGAGAGGCGCUGCGCCGGCUUCCUGGCCGGCGAAGGUGCCGCUCGAGCUGGUCUCGGUUCUGGGCCCUCCGAGAAACGUUGCCCUUCUGAUCGGAAAAGUAGAGGGCUUCGGAGCCCUUGGCUGGGAUCGAGCGAGCGGGCGGCUGAAACCCUUGCACUGCACUGCCUCUUUGAACUUUGCGAAGCGAAAACCCUGCCUGCAAGGGGAAAGGAAAAAUUAAAUGCGAAAAAAGUGCCUAUUCGUUUUUAUCCGCUUCCCCCAGUAAUGGAAACUUAUGCGCUCCACGUCUCCUUUUUUUUGUAAACAAAGAGAUGCUUUGCAGACGCCGACUCUGGAGACGUUAAGGUUGGGCCCUCCUGGUUUUUUAGCGGCUGGCGUGUGAAUGCGCAGGGUUUUUUUCUCUGUAAGGAAGAGCGAAGUGUCCAGUUUUUCUUUUUUUCGCGUGGAAGAAAAUAAAAGUGUUUCCUUUUCUUCUGCCCUGUUUUUUUUUAACUGUUCCAAAUCAUGGUGGGCCAUCACGACCACAUGUUCAAAGUGCUCAUUAUUGGAGAUGCCACUGUUGGGAAGACGUCGCUGGUCCAGAGAUAUGCGAAUGAUAGUUUCAACAAACACUAUAAAUCUACGGUAGGAGUGGAUUUUGCUCUGAAGGUGGUGCAGUGGUCAGAAUCUGAAACAGUGAGACUGCAGUUGUGGGACAUCGCAGGUCAAGAACGCUUCACAUCUAUGACACGGCUAUAUUAUAAGGAAGCAUCUGCUUGUGUGAUCAUGUUUGAUGUCACUAGCAUGAGCACAUUCACCAGCUGCCAGAAGUGGAAACAGGAUUUAGACAGCAAGCUGAGGUUGCCAGAUGGGAGCCCUGUCCCUUGUCUGCUGCUGGCUAAUAAAUGUGACCUUUAUCCCUGGUCUGUGACCAGAGAAGAAAUCGAUCGGUUCAGCAAAGAGAAUGGCUUUACUGGCUGGACUGAAACAUCUGUCAAGGAGAACAAGAAUGUAAAUGAGGCGAUGAGAGUCCUUAUAGAGAAGAUGAUGUCAAUGAUAUCCUUGGAUGAGAAAGAUAUCUCUCUUUCAGGCCGUGGAGAUUACAUCAACCUAAAAGAUGCCUCCACAUCCAACUGGGGCUGCUGCUGACUGUUUGUUGUUCUUCAUCAGAUGAGAAGUCAAGAGUGCUUUUCACUUAUUUGUAAUUUUAAUGCAAUAGGAAAUGUUUGAAUUUCUGUGAACAGCAGUGGAAGAGAGAAUCUCUCAGCCUAGCAGAUAUGACUCAAACUACUGUUUUUGCUGCUGGUGUUGACUGUUGUUGUUCCGUUCUGCAUCACCACUUGGAUUAGCUCAGAAAGCAAGAAUAUUUUACACAUUCUAGCCCUGGACCAAUUGAAGAAAAGUUACCUCUUCAGUUUAUCAAAGAUUCCACGUCAGGAAAAAAGAUUGCUGGGACCUUGUUUUGUCAAAACAAAACAACAACAAAAGUAACAUUAUCAAGCUGUGUUUGACUAGUAUGCUUGCAAAUUGUUCCUUCAGUUGCACUUUGAAACCAGCUGCCUUUAAGAUACCGUUUGUGCUUUGGACUGUGACUAUCCUUCUGUGUAAUACAGGUGCACAAUUGUCUUACAACAGCUCAUGUGGAGGUGCCAUUUCUUGCCAUGAGAAGCCUACUGUAUUUUGCACUCUGACCUUCCCACCCCCCUUGGUGUGAUAUGGAACAUACAGUUGUCAGCUCUUCUCCUGAUGCCUUUGUACAAGAGACCCCAGGAAUAAAUUGAGGCAAAAGCUGUAAAAUGCUUUACACUGAUGCACCUUAUUAGAGGACCAGCAGUAUUCUUUGCUUUUAUAACCUUUCCCUCACAUUGUCUGAUUUUCCUCUUUCAGAUUCUGAUGAAUUACUUCCCUUCAGCUGCCUACUGUGUGGCUAUAGAUAGCCAUCAUGCAAUGCUAUCUGAUAGCCCACCUAUGGGUUUUAGUGAUCUUAGGGGGAAAACAGAAUUGGAGGCCCAGCAGGACAAAAA
Molecule: messenger RNA, 2223 nt
Organism: Pogona vitticeps (central bearded dragon)
Lineage: Eukaryota; Metazoa; Chordata; Lepidosauria; Squamata; Agamidae
Gene: RAB29
Product: RAB29, member RAS oncogene family
Biological process (GO): phagosome-lysosome fusion; endosome to lysosome transport
Cellular component (GO): Golgi apparatus; phagocytic vesicle; lysosome
Molecular function (GO): GTP binding; GTPase activity
Source: RefSeq, a predicted model, not a curated record